Molecule: messenger RNA, 1804 nt
Organism: Coffea eugenioides
Lineage: Eukaryota; Viridiplantae; Streptophyta; Magnoliopsida; Gentianales; Rubiaceae
Product: cytochrome P450 81F3-like
Exons: 2
Coding region: 111-1643 (510 amino acids)
Molecular function (GO): monooxygenase activity; heme binding; iron ion binding
Source: RefSeq, a predicted model, not a curated record
UGAAGACCACUCAGAGUCACAAGUCCAACUAUAAAUCCACUAACUCUCAUUAAUUAAACCCCAUCCAUCAUUCAAUCCCAAAUAAACCAGCAAGAAAUCCGCAACUAUCCAUGGAAGCCUUGUAUCUCUACCUUCCACUUUUCCUAGCAUUAUACAUCUUCACCAAGCACUUCCUCAACAAAAUCCGAAACCUUCCACCUAGUCCCAUCCUUAAUCUCCCCGUCCUCGGCCACCUCCUCCUCGUCAAGAAGCCUCUUCACCGAGGCCUAGCCAAGAUUUCCGACCGUCAUGGCCCGGUCCUCCUCCUGGAAUUCGGCUCACGCCCAGUCCUCCUUGUCUCCUCCCCUUCCGCAGCCGAAGAAUGCCUCAACAAGCACGACAUCGUUUUCGCCAACCGCCCGCGUCUGCUGGCUGGAAAACAUCUGGGAUACAAUUAUACCUCAAUGGCAUGGACGUCCUACGGGGAUCACUGGAGAAAUCUACGGCGGAUAGCUUCACUGGAGAUCUUAUCUUCCCACAGGCUUCAAACGCUUCACGGGAUACGUGUUGAUGAAGUAAAAUUGAUGCUGAAAAGGCUGCUUUCAGCUUCAGAAAACAAGAAAAGCGUGGAUAUGAAGGCCCUUUUCUUUGAGCUGAUGUUGAACGUGAUGAUGAGGAUGAUUGCUGGGAAGAGGUACUAUGGGGAGAAUGUUGGGGAAGUUGAGGAGGCUAAGAGGUUCAGGGAGAUUGUAGAGGAGACGAUGAGAAUUGGUGGAGCUUCGAAUAUGGGAGAUUUCUUGCCGGUUUUGAGGUGGUUAAAAGUGGGAAAGACGGAGAAGGCCUUGAGGGUUUUGCAGGAGAAUAGGGAUCAAUUCAUGCAGGAGUUGAUCAAGGGAUUUAGGAGUGCAAAAGAUGCAGAAAAUGGUGGCGGCGAUGCAGGGGAAACAGGGGAAAAGAAGAAAACGCUGAUUGAAGUUUUGUUGACCCUGCAACAGAAGGAACCUGAGUAUUACAAGGAUGAAAUCAUUAGAAGCCUUAUGCUGGUUUUACUAGCAGCAGGUACCGAUACAUCAGUGGGAACUAUGGAGUGGGCAUUGUCACUAAUGCUGAACAAUCCAUCAACUUUGGAGAAGGCACAAGCAGAAAUUGACAGAAUCAUAGGAAAAGAACGUUUAUUAGAUGAAUCAGAUGUGCCUAAUCUACCCUAUCUCCGGUGCAUAAUUAGUGAAACAUUGAGGAUGUUUCCAGCAGGGCCUUUAUUAAUUCCCCACGAAUCCUCCGAGGAAUGUGUGGUUGGGGGUUACCGUGUCCCUGGGGGGACAAUGUUGAUGGUCAAUUUGUGGGCUAUCCAAAAUGAUUCCAAGAAUUGGGAGGAUCCAAGAAAAUUCAAGCCUGAAAGAUUUGAAGGGCUUGAAGGGACCAGAGAUGGCUACAAAUUAAUGCCAUUUGGUUCUGGUAGAAGAGGUUGUCCUGGGGAGGGAUUGGCCAUGCGCAUGGUUGGAUUUGCUUUGGGAUCAAUUAUUCAGUGCUUUGAUUGGAGCAGAAUCAGCGAGGAGACGGUAGAUUUAGCUGAGGGGCCUGGACUGACUAUGCCUAAAGCUCAACCCUUAGUCGCCAACUGUCAAGCACGACCUGGAAUGAUCAGUCUUCUUUCUCAAAUUUAGACUGCGACGAGGAUGUAUCUUGACUCUUGAGAAAGGGUGGGCACUAUUUUCCGCGUCUAAUUCUUGUUUGAAGAAAAAAUAUGUACUAGUAAAAAAAAUUCUUGUUUUAUAUAUUUCGCUUGUUUCUUUAAGGGAAAAAAAUGAUGGAGUAAUUUACUUUA